GGAGCGCGGUGGGACGCGGCGGCUCCUGGGAGCUGUAGUCCGUGCCCCGCCGCCGCCUCCCGCCCGGCCCGGCCCGGCACUACGGGCCCCACACGGCCCCGCGGCCGGCGCAUGAGCCGUCGGCCGCCUUAGCGCAUCUAUUCUGCUGCCUUGCCGAGGAUAAAAAGAAGAGCAACUGGAGGGACUAUAAGGCAAACGUUGCUGGAGCUGCCGGGGCAAAGUUGCAUGGUUGGACCCUGGAAAUGGGAUGUCAGUCCCAUUCGGGGAGCAUAAAGGAAGAAGGAGAAUCUCCCAGUUGCUGCUGCUGUGACAGCGAGUGAGAGCACGAGCAGGAAAAUGUCGGCAGUCACUUCAGCAAUUCAGGCUCCUCAGGGCCCUGUGAAUCCACCACCUCCAGAGGUCACUAAUCCUAAUAAGCCUGGCCGGAAGACCAACCAACUGCAAUAUAUGCAAAAUGUUGUUGUAAAGACCUUAUGGAAACAUCAGUUUGCUUGGCCUUUCUACCAACCUGUUGAUGCAAUUAAAUUGAAUUUACCGGAUUAUCACAAAAUAAUAAAAAACCCCAUGGACAUGGGGACUAUCAAGAAACGCCUGGAACAUAACUAUUACUGGAGUGCCAGUGAAUGUAUGCAGGAUUUCAACACCAUGUUUACAAAUUGUUAUAUUUAUAACAAGCCCACAGAUGACAUCGUCCUUAUGGCCCAAGCCCUUGAGAAGAUAUUUCUGCAGAAGGUUGCUCAGAUGCCUCAGGAGGAAGUCGAAUUAUUACCCCCAGUUCCUAAAGGCAAAGGUCGUAAACCAUCAGUGGGCACACAGAGUGCAGGAGCACAGCAAGCAGUGGCCGUGUCUUCUGUCUCCCCGCCGGCCCCGUUCCAGAGCGUCCCUCCAGCCGUGUCCCAGACACCGGUCAUCGCUGCCACCCCUGUGCCAACCAUCACUGCUAAUGUCCCACCUGUCACUGCCCCCCCUGCCGCCGCUCCCCCUCCUCCUGCUGCUCCAAUAAUGCCUGUGGUUCCUCCUACGCCGCCGGUAGUCAAGAAAAAGGGAGUGAAGCGGAAAGCAGACACGACCACCCCCACCACCUCUGUGAUCACUGCCAGCAGGAGCGAGUCCCCCACGCCCCUCUCAGACCCCAAACAGGCCAAAAUCAUCGCUCGGCGGGAGAGCGGCGGCCGGCCCAUCAAACCACCAAAGAAAGACCUUGAGGACGGAGAGGUCCCCCAGCACGCAGGAAAGAAGGGCAAACUGUCUGAGCACCUCAAGUACUGUGACAGCAUUCUCAAGGAGAUGCUUUCGAAGAAGCAUGCAGCCUAUGCGUGGCCCUUUUACAAGCCCGUGGAUGCAGAGGCCUUGGAAUUACAUGACUAUCACGAUAUUAUCAAACACCCCAUGGAUCUCAGUACUGUUAAAAAAAAGAUGGACAGUCGGGAAUACCAGGAUGCACAAGGUUUUGCAGCAGAUAUUCGGUUAAUGUUCUCUAAUUGUUACAAGUACAAUCCUCCAGACCACGAAGUGGUAGCCAUGGCCAGGAAGCUCCAGGAUGUCUUUGAGAUGAGGUUUGCAAAGAUGCCCGACGAGCCUGCGGAGGCCCCUCCUCCUCCUCCUCCAACAGCACCAGUUGUGAGCAAAAGCACAGAGAGCAGCCACAGCAGUGAGGAGAGCUCUUCUGACUCAGACAGCUCAGACUCCGAAGAAGAGCGAGCAACUCGGCUGGCAGAGCUCCAGGAGCAGCUAAAGGCAGUCCAUGAGCAGCUAGCUGCGUUGUCACAAGCACCAGUGAACAAACCAAAGAAAAAAAAAGAGAAGAAGGAAAAAGAGAAGAAAAAGAAAGACAAAGAGAAGGAAAAGGAAAAGCACAAAGUAAAAGCUGAGGAGGAGAAGAAGCCUAAGGUGUCUCAACCACCAAAGCAAACCCAGCAGAAGAAAGCCCCAGCUAAAAAGGCAAACAGCACGACCACAGCUAGCAGGCAGCCCAAGAAAGGAGGAAAACAGGCAUCUGCAACCUAUGAUUCGGAUGAGGAGGAGGAAGGCCUGCCCAUGACCUAUGAUGAGAAACGACAGCUCAGCUUGGACAUCAACCGCCUGCCUGGGGAGAAGCUGGGCAGAGUGGUGCACAUCAUCCAGUCACGAGAACCUUCCCUCAGGGACUCCAAUCCUGAUGAGAUAGAAAUAGAUUUUGAAACCUUGAAGCCCACAACUUUGCGAGAACUGGAGAGAUACGUGAAAUCUUGUUUACAGAAAAAACAAAGGAAACCAUUUUCUGCAAGUGGAAAAAAGCAAGCAGCAAAGUCUAAAGAGGAGUUAGCUCAGGAAAAGAAGAAAGAACUAGAAAAACGGCUACAGGAUGUCAGUGGGCAGUUAAACAACAACAAGAAACCUGCAAAGAAAGAGAAAUCUGGCUCUGCUCCCUCUGGGGGCCCUUCACGGCUCAGCAGCAGCAGCUCCUCCGAGUCAGGCAGCAGCAGCUCCAGCGGCUCCAGCUCAGACAGCAGCGAUUCAGAAUGAGCUAAGGACACUUACACAAAACAACACAGAAUGGACAUCACCCUCACCGAUGCUCUGCAGUGUCCCUUUCUCUCCUUAAAGUACUGCUCUUGUUCCACGGUG
This is a messenger RNA of Phasianus colchicus (ring-necked pheasant), 2607 nucleotides long. It is a transcript of the gene BRD3, whose product is annotated as bromodomain containing 3. The record is from RefSeq and is a predicted model, not a curated record. Gene Ontology annotation, biological process: chromatin remodeling; regulation of DNA-templated transcription. Lineage: Eukaryota; Metazoa; Chordata; Aves; Galliformes; Phasianidae. Gene Ontology annotation, cellular component: chromatin; nucleus.